AACAUAAUCAUUAGCAGCUAAUGAGCUAAUGGCAGAUUGGCAUGGUGUGAACUUUAAGUCAAAGGGCCACAUCGAAUUUAAUCAAGGUUCUACACUACCUUAUGUGUUGGAACUUCACCGAAUCGAGGGACUCUCUAAAUUAAAGAGUAAUGUGGAGAUAACCUUACUUUUGUACGACGGUGUUAAGUGUUGCUGUUUUGGUUCUGCCUGGAAGAGCUUGUCUCUACCCCCUCCAUUUGUGAUAAACCAGGAGUUAGUUUUCCAUUCAGAGAUCACAACUUCUACGAUACUUCUUUUAGAAAUAGUUCAAAUUGAUGGAGCGUACAAGAAAAGCACAGUUGGGUGGACCUGUUUUAAAAUGUUGGAUAAGAACUUGACGAACAAGAAGAUGGAUAUUUACCACGGUUCCCUGAGAGCUAUAUUCUUCUUAAAGGAACCAUCAGUGGCUAAUGCGCAACUGCUGCGCAACGAAGGAGUGGGUAUUACACUGACACUGACACAGCGCAGUGCAGUGCGCGGCCUUACCUCCCACAUACCUUCCAACUAUUUCCACAACCCAGCACAACUCAGCAAGAUUAACAGAACCAUCGCCCCUGUCACUCUGUUCCUGGAGGAAGUUGAGGUAUCAUUCGGAGCUCAUAUAAAGAAGUUUGAAGAUUAUCUUCUCUUUCUGCUGAUGACAGACGCAAAGCAGCAAAACACUAAUAUUAGGCAGUUUGAUAAGGUCAUAAUCAAAGAGAGGCGGCUGAAAGCAAGUAUUCACAACGGUCUCAACUUCACCGACCAGUUUCAAGUGGUCUAUCUUGAAAAUAUACACAACACAGAAUUACAGAGUUUGAAGUCGAAGGGAGUGAUAAGUUUGGCAGGUGUGGAUCCUAGAAAUCACGUGAUAUUCUCUCUGGAGUAUGUGUUGGAAGUUCCCACAUCCUUUACUAACUUAACCUUGGUAUCGUCAAUGAGACAGUCGCAAGUACACAUCAUAUCGUUAAGAUGGGGAGUUUGGUCGCUUAACAAACAUCUGCCGCCCUCUGGUACUAUCCUUAAAGUUCCUAUUACUGGUGGACCUGGUCUUAAUGCAGAGAAUAAGCUGGUCUUUACCAGUGACUUCGGGCCGAUGAACGCUAACAAAGACGCUGUGGUGAUGUUCAAACUUAUAAAACAGGAGGCGGACAUGAUCUACCAGAGCGCCAAGCUAGAGCUUACCUUUCAAGACACGGGUAUUCAAAUUGAUCCAGAGGAGCGAGCGCCCCUUAAGAGCGUCCUGACUGAAACUGUGGAGAGUUUCAGUAUCCCCGUUAUAACUCCAGCUACAGCACCAAGACAGCAGAAGGUGGCAAUUGAAACAGAUGGGAGACAGAUGGAGCCGCUUCUCGGAGACAACAUGGCUCAUUUUGACAUAAAACCUUCCGUACAGCAAGAUAUCGGUGUACAGAAUAUUGAGAAAGCAGCGUACGCUCAGAUACACAACGCUGGGUUCCCUGACAUUGUAGACUGUGAUGGACGACCAUCUAUUGAACUGGACCUCUCCAAGCACUACAUCUACUCUUCAGCUCUGGAGAACAAUGAUCCUAGAACUUGUAACACAGUGGUCUUUCAGUUUCUUGCAGUCUCCUUCAACAAGACGGCUGUAAGGAACAUGUUUUUUACGGUCCAGUUUUACUGCUACACUACAGAAACAACCCCCAUCUUGACUGCUUAUCCAGUCAAACAGAGUCUUCCCGCAAUUUUGUAUAAGUUCCAGAACUCCGAUCAAACACCAGGAUGUAGUGUCAGUUUUGAAGUGGAUCCAGGUAAGAGAGCUAACGAGCCAGCACUCUUUCUCCAUCACAUUCAGAACGGCACCUGCAUCAUCGACAUGUGGAACGCUGACUCCCUCUUUCAUGAGGGGUCCGUCACUGUAAAACUGAAGCGGUUGGCAAGGCAAGGAGAGCACGGAAUCCAAAGCACCCAAGUGUUCAACAUUCUGAACGCUGGUGACAACAUCGGUAAACUACACCUCAGGAUCGCUAAUAUUGGCUCUGUUUCCAAUGUGUACGAUAUCAAGGACCUGACAACGUCAGCAAUAAUAGACUGCACGGAUAAGAACAACUCAACAGAACUGAUUGUCCGUCCCAAACCCCUCUCUACUGUGGACCACAACUUAACAUCAAUACUCUCCUCUCAGACUGUACAGAAAGCAACCAGAAAUAGGAAGAUGGAGAGAAUGGAGGCGGUCAGGAGAAAGGAAGACGCGUCUUACAUCAUAUCACGUGACGAGGGCAAGGCACUGAGGUCCGGCCAGCUGACCAUGGUAAAGAACUACCGUAACAAGAUAAUAAACGACGUUAUCAGAGGAGGACUGGUGGCUAACAUCACGGUUACCCACACGCUCUACUCAGUUUACGGGACUGUCACAUACUUUGAGGUGCACUUCUGUAACCCCAAUGUUACUGCUACCCAGGAGUUCUUUAUAUCCUGGGACUGUACUGAUAUCAGACUAGUAUACAACAGUAUGGAAUGUAAAGCUCUCAAGUCCCUGUUUAAUGUGACCACCCCUCUGGAUCCUGAUGUGUUCGAGUCCUCAACCCAACCAGUAAAGUUCACACUCCGGCCAAAGGAGGAUAUCUACAUUCCCUUCGUGUACUCAUCCAAUGCUACCAAAGAGGAAUUUGGCUAUACGAUGAAGAUAACGAACACAGUGAACAGUCCAGUGCAGCUAAUAAAACUCCACUUCAAGCAGCAGCGUCAGAUAAUUAACGAGCGGUUCAUGUUCUACGAGGCUGAGAACAGUUUCGCUAAACACACCCUCCAACCCCCCAAUACCCGCCGACCCGAGGACCUGAGUGUCAAGUGUAGCAAUGAGAAUGUACUGUGUGGGGUAGAUGAGAAGGGGCAGAUCUACUUCAAGGCUCCUGUUCCUAAAUCUACGGAAAUGGUGUCCCUUUUACUGCUGUUAUACGUAGAUAAGCAUUGUUACAGACCCUACCAGAUCUGGGAGGUAGACUUGUACUCUCUGAAACGUGUCGAUAUGAGCGCCGUGGUGGGGAGCCAGUCCCGCUUCCCUGUUAUCCUCAGAGGAACUGACUCUGUGCGCUGUGUUACCUGCUUCUCGUCCCAUCCUACUGUCAUUCAGGUUGAGCCAGACCGAGAGUUCAUGUUGCUACCUAGCACGAUACAAGAAGUGAAGCUGCUCUACGAACCUACAGACACAGGUUCCAAGAAUUACAUGGUAAACGUAGUGGACACUAAGAACAGAGUUGUAGUUGAACGGUGGAUGGUGCACACCAACGCUAACUUACCAGUCGUCAGUAAAACUUACGAGAUCCCCACCAUAAACACAGUCAGUCCGACCCACAAGAACAUUUCCUUCACCAACCCGUACAGUACGAGCAAGACUUUCAGGUUGAAGUGUAACAAGCCGGAGCUGGUAAAGUUCAGGGAGGAGGAGCUGGUGGUGGCUAGUAAGGAGAGUGUUAAUAUAGGUCUGAUACUCUCGCCUCUGGCUCUCUCCCAUUCUAAUUACAUACUCGUAUUCGUUAACGAUGUUCAACAAAAAUGUGAGGAAUGUUUUGCCUUGAGAAUUGGGUGAUCUUAAGGACGGGAUUGAAGGGAAAUAGUGCUUUCAGAAAGACUGGAUGAACUGAUAUCAAUUAUUGAGGGUACAGAGGUACUGGGUAGCGUCAACACUCAGCCAACUUUUGAAAAUGGAUUAAAGAUCCCGGAAAUACUGUGGUGUAGCAUUGUUGCUGACUGCUUUAAAAGAUCUCGAGACUCAUGAAAACAGGAAUUUGAAACUGGUUUAAACGCUGUUAUAAAUCAAUAUCUAUUAGAAGUUGAAAAUAAAACAGAAAUAAAUUUAAUAAUUACAAAAAUAAAAAUAAGUUGGCUAAAUUUCCCGGAAUACGCCGGGAUAAUACCACAUUGAAGAGGUGACGUCAUUAUUACGUCACGGUAACACACAAAUAUUCGGCACUUUUGGUAAAGACCGGGGUAAAUUUAAAAUUAGAUACAUAUCUUAUGCUUAGAACACGUAACACUUAUUAGAUAAUAUAUCUGGAGCAAAAGAUCCCUGACUUCUGAGCUUUGAUGGAAUGACAUUAUGAGUUAGAGUGUCGUUUGAUCAAGUGAAACGGGGUGAAUUCGAUCGGAAAAUAACAAAAUCUGUUUUUAGAAAUGAUUGUUUCAAAGCUCAGUCAUCUUGGAUUCGUACAUUACAAACACAAUAAUAUGAUAAAAUCUAGGGUAUUAUAAUGAUAACUAUUACACGUGUGUUCCUGUUAAAAAGUAAAUAGGUUUGUCUUUCGAACUGGUUUUAAACUCGUCUCUGAACCGGAAUCUCCAGUUCUCCUCGAGAUCGAGCCGUAGGAUUUCCUCCCUUAAUUCUUCUCGAUCUGACAGGGUGGAAUGUUUUAAAAUUUGCGAGAUUUUUGAGUGCUUAGUUUGCUGCUAACUGUUUUUAGAUUGACUACUAUUUUUGACGGAUUUUGAUUAAAAUUUCCCGGGAAACUUGACGUAUUAUCUCUGGUUUUUAAUGAUCAUGACUUUGAAAAGGCUUUACUGUUGAAGUUUUAUGCACAGUGUUCAGCUAGAUGUUUUCUAUGUUAUAUUAUGUUCAUGACUUAUAUUUUACAUUAAUUAACAUGACAGUAUGUAUACAGUGUACACAAAAUAACGAAAUAUCAUUUUAAAUUAUAUGUAACAACGUGUUCAAUAUCUAUUUGUACAUCAACUGUAAUUAUGAUUAUUAAAUUAUUUAUCUUCUUAAU
This is a messenger RNA of Bolinopsis microptera, 4745 nucleotides long. RefSeq names its product nephrocystin-4-like. Lineage: Eukaryota; Metazoa; Ctenophora; Tentaculata; Lobata; Bolinopsidae. Gene Ontology annotation, cellular component: non-motile cilium; ciliary base; ciliary transition zone. Gene Ontology annotation, biological process: negative regulation of canonical Wnt signaling pathway; protein localization to ciliary transition zone. The record is from RefSeq and is a predicted model, not a curated record. Bases 29 to 3568 code for a protein of 1179 amino acids. The transcript has 21 exons.